Molecule: messenger RNA, 2028 nt
Organism: Bolinopsis microptera
Lineage: Eukaryota; Metazoa; Ctenophora; Tentaculata; Lobata; Bolinopsidae
Product: para-nitrobenzyl esterase-like
Exons: 1
Coding region: 54-1712 (552 amino acids)
Source: RefSeq, a predicted model, not a curated record
UAUUAACAAUACAUUUCCCCUCCACACAGUAUACACAUGACAAAAAGACGAAAAUGAAGAAAAACUGUAAAAUACUGUCCGCAGUUCUCGUCUUCUUGGUGGCAGUCUCAAUUGCAAUAAUCCUCCUAAUCCUCCUCCUCUACAAGAACAACGACAUCGUAGUAAGAACAACCAGUGCGGGGAAGGUCAUUGGAAAAACAGUAACCCUAAACGAUGGAAACACAAAAAUCCACGAGUUCCACAAUAUACGUUACGCUGAACCGCCUACAGGAGAGUCAAGGUUCAGACCUCCAGUUAGGCACAUGAUAUCUGACCCAGGACAGGAGGUUAAAGCAAAAGAUGACAUUGCUAUCACGUGUAUCCAGGCUGAUUCGGGGGAGGGGACUGAAGAUUGUUUGGUGUUAACUGUACGGUCUAGUGACGUGACGGAGUCCAAACCUGUGCUUGUAUGGAUCCAUGGUGGCGGGUUAAUGUUGGGGUAUGGGGAGGCAGUUGGAUACAGUUUUGAUUCUGAGAUUACCCAUAAGGUUGAUGCUGUGACUGUUAACAUUAACUACAGGUUGGGCUUCCUUGGUUUCAGUUCAGUGGAGGAGCUGUGGGAUGAGGAAGCAGGGGUUUAUGCUAAUAAUGGUAUCAGAGAUAUGGUCGCAGCUUUAGACUGGAUACAAGAUAAUAUCGCAGCGUUUGGAGGAGACCCUGGCUCAGUAACCCUGAUUGGUGAGAGUGGAGGUGCCACAGCUGUCCUUGCUCUAGUCUCAUCCCCUCUAGCUAAUAACAAGUUCCACGCAGCUAUCGCCCAAAGCCCCGCUCCAGAGAUGAGAUUCACACACGAACAAGGAAAUGAUUUUCAGAGAGAGCUGCUUGACAGAGCCGGGUGCACUCAAGAAGAUCUCGCAGGUCGGAAACAAUGUCUGUUAGACAUCCCAGCCAAUAAGUUCUCGGGGAAAGGAGGAGUGAACAUGACAAGUGGGGGGGCUUACUUUGAGUUUCCUAUGUCUGGGGGAGAGAGAGGUGAGUAUGUAGGACUUAUCAUGGUGGAUCCAACUGUGGUUACAGUAUCUCCCCGGGAUCUGAAGGAGGCUGACUUCACCCCAACUUCACCUAUCUCCAUCAUAGUGUCCAACACAGCUGCGGAAACAUACAACGUGUGGUUGUGGCCGUUUGUACCACCAUUUAACACAGAAGAUCAGCUGAAAGCUAAGCUGGAACCACUCAUCGAAGAGAUCUCCGACGUUGAAAAUGUGAUGGAUACAGUUAUAGCCCUGUACCCUGACCAAGACCCCACCAUGAUAUGGACUCACAUGACCACUGACAUGAGAGCAACAUGUCCUUCCAACGAUGUGGCAGAGGGUAUGUCUGCUGCAACUAACCGGGAUAUCUACAGACUUUAUGUCAGUCAUAGCCCUUCGUUUGCUCUCGCACCUUUCCAUGCUUAUGAUUCAUAUGCCUUUUUCGGGUAUAAAUCAGAUGGCAUAGAACCGCCUACUAUUACCAACAUGGACAUAAAGUUCCAAUCACAUUACAUUGAGAUGGUAAAGAGGUUUUCUCGGGAUAAGAAGUUUGAUGAUAAAUGGACCACUUACCCCGGUGCAACUAUGAUGUACGAGAACUCUGAUACUAUUUCUAACGCUGGAGCUGCUAAGCCUCAGGAGGCUGUUUGUGAAAAGCUGGCUGAACUGGAUUGGGUUAAAUAUGGAUCACAAAAUAAAUGAUGAAACUUUGAAAGAAAGUUCAGAUUGAUACCAAGACAGCUUUAAUAUCUUGUUUUAAAGACUACGCAAUAGGUUGGAGGAAUUGAUACUACUCGCAACAAGAACUGUGACCCUGGAAUCCACUUUUCAAUGGUUUUUUUCAUCCAGAAACUCUAUUUAUGGCCAUCCUUGUUUUCAUAUUAUAUCAUGGUAGCUUGUCGAUUUUUGUUUUUACAUCAUACACCAAAAAAUAUCUGAUUGAACAUUUAUUUGUGAUUAACCUGUUAUAUUGGGUAUUAGAUUUCGCUGUCGACUAUAGUAUAGAAGAAAUAUAUAU